AUGCCUUUCACCGAAAAUGUGUUAACAAUUACACAAACUGCUAAGUUUGCCAAAGCGAAACAGGCUCUCCUGCCCAACAGAAAGAAAACACAGUUGACGGGAAUAGAGCCUAUAUCAGAGGUUGAGAACAAGGGUGCACAAAAGCGAAGUGAGCAAGGGAUCAAGAUGAAAAAAUCCGUAGACAACGAAAGUGAGCCGGAUUACAAGACUGAAGAACCAAAUUACAAAUUAGCUUUGCGUUCCAAGGUAUCACAAGAACAAAGAGGAAUUCUGUUUAAGCGCUUCAAGGAGCGAGUCGCUGAAAUGCAAAACGAGAAGUCACUCCAAGAAGAAAUCCGAGAUAUACAGGAAAAUGCAAAAUAUCUUCCCGGCUUUACUUGCAAGCUGACCUCAUUUAACCGUAAAUUCGAGGAAAUACUAAUAGUUAUCGGUAGAUUAAGCGCAGCGAAGAUGAAAUCGAGCGGAUCAAGACCUACAUCGCUGAUGCGAUCUCGAGGCUUUCAAAGGCACAGGUCGCAUACUUCAAAGUACUAG
Ambispora leptoticha is the source of this 534-nucleotide messenger RNA. Lineage: Eukaryota; Fungi; Glomeromycota; Glomeromycetes; Archaeosporales; Ambisporaceae. The record is from the annotation of a GenBank genome assembly.